UGGCGCGCCGGGGCCGACGCGGGCGGGCGGGCCGGCAGGGGAGGGCCGACGUGCUGUACGUGCCUCCGCGGCGGUCCCGGGGCUGCGGGCCGCACCGCCGCCCUCUCGGAGGCGGGCCCGGCAGACGGCGGCGGCCAUGUUUGUGGCGCGCAGCAUCGCGGCGGACCACAAGGACCUCAUCCACGAUGUGUCUUUCGACUUCCACGGGCGCCGGAUGGCCACCUGCUCCAGCGAUCAGAGCGUCAAGGUGUGGGAUAAGAGCGAGAGCGGAGACUGGCAUUGUACAGCUAGCUGGAAGACACAUAGUGGAUCUGUAUGGCGUGUGACAUGGGCUCAUCCUGAAUUUGGACAAGUUUUGGCUUCCUGUUCUUUUGACCGAACAGCAGCUGUAUGGGAAGAAAUAGUGGGAGAAUCAAACGAUAAACUUCGAGGACAGAGCCACUGGGUGAAGAGGACAACUCUAGUGGACAGCAGAACCUCUGUUACUGAUGUGAAAUUUGCUCCCAAACAUAUGGGUCUGAUGUUAGCCACCUGUUCAGCAGAUGGUAUAGUAAGGAUCUACGAGGCUCCCGAUGUGAUGAACCUCAGCCAGUGGUCUCUGCAGCACGAGGUCUCGUGUAAGCUGUGCUGCAGCUGCAUUUCCUGGAACCCUUCCAGCUCUCGUGCUCAUCCCCCCAUGAUCGCUGUGGGAAGUGAUGACAGCAGUCCAAAUUCAAUGGCCAAGGUUCAGAUUUUUGAAUACAAUGAAAAUACCAGGAAAUAUGCGAAAGCUGAGACUCUUAUGACUGUUACAGACCCUGUCCAUGAUAUUGCGUUUGCUCCAAAUUUGGGAAGAUCUUUCCACAUCCUGGCAGUAGCAACCAAAGAUGUAAGAAUUUUCACAUUAAAACCUCUGAGGAAAGAACUUACUUCCUCUGGUGGUCCAACAAAAUUUGAAAUCCAUGUUGUGGCUCAGUUUGAUAAUCAUAAUUCUCAGGUCUGGAGGGUGAGUUGGAACAUAACAGGGACAGUCCUAGCGUCUUCAGGAGAUGACGGCUGUGUUAGGUUGUGGAAAGCUAAUUACAUGGACAAUUGGAAGUGUACUGGUAUUUUGAAAGGUAACGGGAGCCCAGUAAAUGGGAGUUCUCAGCUGGGAAACUCAAAUCCUUCACUGAGCUCAAAUAUUCCAAAUCUUCAAAAUUCAUUAAAUGGAACUUCUGCUAGCAGAAAGCACAGCUGAGCACAAGCUGGCUGGAGUAACUUUGCUGUUUUGCUGCUUGUUGCAUGCACACAGGAAUGGAAACCAACUCCUUUUCCCCUUCCCCAGCGCCGUUUGAUCUCUUCCAAGAUGCACCAGCAGCCCGUUCACUACUACACACAGUCCAAAAGGCCUUUAAAGUGACAGUGUAUAUAACUUUUGUACUAGUCAGCCUCCUGACACUAUAAAUGGAAAGGCUUUUUGUUGACACAUCAUCACCAAAACAAUUUUUUGGGAUGUUCUGGAGACUAACUUGGGAAAACAUUGCUAUUAUCCUCAUANGCANUUGGGAGGAGGGAAAAUAUAAUUUUAUUCNGUUUGGAGAAUAUAGGAAUAUGUCUUUUAUUUUCUAAAACAAUAAGCUAAAAUGAUGAGUUUUUAUAAUUUUAAUUUGAAAAUCGAAUAAAUAUUUUCUUAAAGAUUGUUUUGAGUGGGAAUGUGUUUACCUUUUGUAGAAUUGCUCUACAGGUGAUAUUAUCCACAACCACUUUACAGGCGAUAUUAUCCACACAAGGACUCUACAGGCAAUAUUAUCCACACAAGGACUUUUUCUUGUAAUUACAAAUACUGGUAACCUGGCACCACAGUCUAUACAAUGGUUUGUAGCCAAGCAGCACAUUAGCAUUUGCUAGUUUAGAAGUGGGAACACUUCUAAGUUUUCAUCUCAUACCCAUUACAAAGAUGGGUGUUUCUAAUAUAUGCAUGAAUGUUUAUGGUAUGAUCCUACACAACUUGGUUUCUUUUAAGACGAUUUGGAAACAUGAAUUGACAUUUUUCAGAAAAUGUGCAUGCAAUUGAAAUUCCAUGUCUCAGGAUUUUUAAUGUGUUGUUUCAAUGAAUAUCUGUCUUUUGACACUUUUGACUUUGAUGACAAAGUUAUACACCUUUUUAUUGACUAAACUGCAUACAUAUUACGGGUAAGUUAUAAGAUGGUAGAAUAACAGGCUAUAAUUCUUUGAGCCUUUUUUGCACCAAAAUUCUGUAGCUAUUCUAAGUUUUUUGCAGGAAACUAAGGCUGUCCAAUGGUUGUAUUUUUCAAAGCCUGUGGCAGUGACCAGCUUUCCCGUGUAGUGUACUGGAGUUGGUUCUCAGUAUCAUGUACACACUUACGAGGUGUGCCUGCCGUGCAGCACAUGCAGGACUGCUGACAGUGGAAAGCAAUGUAAAUGAAAGAAUCAGAUGGGAUUAGACAAGGCUUCACAUUUAUAAAAUGAAUGUCUCUGUAACAUGUACUGGUAAUUUGGGGGGCCUUUUAACUUUAACAGAUUGUAUUUUUUUCAAACUUUUAUACUUCUUAAGCAACCUUGAUUCGAGUGCAAGUCUUGAUUUGUACUGUUGUUCUAUCGGUUGUGGCAUGAAUAUACAAGCUUUUUUUCCUUCCUUCCAGCAUGUUUUCUCUUCUUUGGUUCUCUUUGUAUUUACUGCUUUUCUCUUUUUCUUCUGUUUCCCUCCCUCCUUUUCCCUCUGUUGUUUUUGUUUUGGUGUUUUGUUCCUGUCUUCAUUAUUUCAGGUAUUUCUUUCCCCCUCUGGAUUCCCCACGGGCUGGAUCAAGAUGGUCCAGUUGUGCCCAGCUCCUUCCUCCUCCUGCUCCUCUGCUAGAGCACUCUUGCGAUGCUGACACUGCCAACCUCCAGUAUCCUCACCCUCGCAGAGGAUACCUCUCUCGGCCUCUUAACCCCUUACCUGAGAAUGAAGGGGUGUAAAAUACUGACGUAAAGGCCUUAUCCAGAUGCUUGUAAAUGCUUUUAUUCUGGGCUGCUUUUUGGUUUCUUCAUUUUCUUUUAGAAGAUCCUUAUUUAGGGCAUGUCUUGCAUGUAUCACGACUCAAGUGUUUGAAAGCAAACCUUUUUUUGUACUUCUGCACAAGGAAGCCUUGGCUUUACUAGUUGGUUACCUUUGAUGAGAUGAGCUUCAGAAAAAGCAAUAUUAACUGUGAAAGAUUCCCAGUAUCUGAUUCAAAGUGCCUGCCUUGUAAAUUCUGUGUGGAGUUGUUACCGUAGAGUUCAGUGUUGUCUGUUGAUAGGUAGCUUCAUCGGUGAGCGUAUCAUUGUGAACUUCACUCUGGACUUCAGACAUUAAGAAAUGUUUUGAAUUUUAUAUGCUGAUGUUACAGAUGGCUGUAAAAUAAAUCAUUCCUGUGUAUAAAGCA
Mus caroli (Ryukyu mouse) is the source of this 3386-nucleotide messenger RNA. RefSeq names its product SEH1 like nucleoporin (gene Seh1l). Gene Ontology annotation, cellular component: Seh1-associated complex; nuclear pore outer ring. NCBI's taxonomy places the organism in Eukaryota, Metazoa, Chordata, Mammalia, Rodentia, Muridae. Gene Ontology annotation, molecular function: protein binding; structural molecule activity. Gene Ontology annotation, biological process: cellular response to amino acid starvation; positive regulation of TORC1 signaling. The record is from RefSeq and is a predicted model, not a curated record.